Molecule: messenger RNA, 658 nt
Organism: Prorocentrum cordatum
Lineage: Eukaryota; Dinophyceae; Prorocentrales; Prorocentraceae
Source: the annotation of a GenBank genome assembly
GCCCUGGCGCCGCUGGAAAUGGAAAGGGCAUGCUGCCCGCGAGCGCCAGGCGCAGAUUUGGGCAGGGAGCCGCCUCGAGGCAACGAGGGCGACCGCCGCGCGCGCGGCCGCCGGGGUCGCUGCUGCCGAGGACGCGGUGGCGCUAGAGGCCGCGCGGGCGCAGGCAGAAGAAUCCGAGGCGGCAUUCCGCCUCGCAGAGGCGGCGCAGCAGGAACCGCCAGCGCAGGAAACGGUUGCGCAACCUGCCGGGCUGGCGCGGGCCACGCGCGAACCGCUGGAGCGGCUCGAGAACGGGGCGCGCGCCUGGGCAGGCGCGCCAGAACUGCUGCUAGCGGCGACGGCCGCGGCGCGCGCCGCCCUGGCCGCAGCGGGGCCGGCCGCCGAACCCCGCCCAGCACCUCGAGGGGAGGGCGACUCGGACGCCGACUUGCUGAGCGAAGGGCCAGGAGCGAGGAGGCGCUGGGCCGACCUUCGAGCCGAGGAGGCCGAAGGGGACGCCUUGUUGGAGGAGCUGGACCGUACAGACGCAGGCGACAGGGCGCUCCUCGAGGCGGCUCGCCGCCUGCGCAGCGCCCGCGGGGAGGCAGCUGCAGCCGCCGGGCCAGCGCAGCCUGCGCAGCCGCCCCGCCGAGACCGCAGCCGCGCCCCAGACCGCUGA